Messenger RNA from Eublepharis macularius, 1421 nucleotides. RefSeq names its product mitochondrial ribosomal protein L16 (gene MRPL16). Gene Ontology annotation, biological process: mitochondrial translation. NCBI's taxonomy places the organism in Eukaryota, Metazoa, Chordata, Lepidosauria, Squamata, Eublepharidae. The transcript has 4 exons. The record is from RefSeq and is a predicted model, not a curated record. Bases 139 to 891 code for a protein of 250 amino acids. Gene Ontology annotation, cellular component: mitochondrial large ribosomal subunit; ribosome. Gene Ontology annotation, molecular function: rRNA binding; structural constituent of ribosome.
CGGAGAAGGGAGAGUGCGACGCUGGUUUGAUAUCCGUCGCCUUCUACUUCAUCCCUUUCGGAAGCGCUUAUCUUCAAGCCGCCUCGUUCUGGAUAUUAGCGGCGUGCCGGGUCGCCUGCCGGCUAUCGACGACCUGUUAUGUGGAAGUGGCUCGGACGCCCCAUACUCGCUGAUUCUAAGACUGCAGCAGGCUCCAGUAGUAUCAAAAUUUUCACUGCUGGCUUGAAGAAGUAUGCACUUCCCCCAGAUUAUAGUGGCAUUACCAUUCCUGAUAGAACCAAACUAAGGUUCGUAGAGAGAGCCCCAAACCUACCCAAGGCUAGGCGUGAGUUCAAGAAUUUACGUGAUAUCCGUGGUCCAUCCAGCGAAGCCACAGAAUUCACUGAUGGACAGUAUGGUAUUCUUGCUAUGGGUGGUGGUUACCUCCGCUGGGGUCACUUUGAAAUGAUACGCUUGACUAUCAACCGGCAUAUCAAUCCCAAGAGAAUGUUUGCUGUUUGGAGGGUGCCUCCCCCUUACAAACCAAUCACCCACAAAGGGCUGGGACAGCGGAUGGGUGGUGGUAAAGGUGCAAUUGACCAUUAUGUCACAGCAGUGAAGGCUGGUCGCCUCAUAGUAGAAGUAGGUGGAUAUGUUGAAUUUGGUGAGGUAGAGCGCUUCCUAACUCAAGUGGCCAAAAAACUACCUUUCCCAGCCAUAGCAGUGAGCCGAGAGUCCCUGCAGAAGAUGCGGGACAUGGAAGAAGAGAGGAGACAAAACAACCAAAAUCCAUGGACAUUUGAACGCAUUAUCACAUCCAAUAUGCUAGGGAUAAGGAAGUUUCUAAGCCCCUAUGAUCUGCAACUAAAGGGUCGCUUUUGGGGAAAGUUCUUUCUACCAGAUAGAGUAUAAACAGAUGCAGAUGAAUGAGGGCAUCUUCUCCUGUGGUGCCAACAGAUGGGCUGCUAUACAGCCUUGAUCAAAGAAAUUAGGAAGUUAAUUAAGCUCCCUUGAAAAACAAAUGGUUGUACAAAUUAGGAAAAUAUGUUGGUUUAAAAUCACAGAUUUUGGGUAAAUAAAUCUUUCUGGUAUGGAUGUCUGUUUUAGUGUUUAAGCCAAGGCCAGAGAAACUUGUAUCAGAACAUAUAGCCCUGCUUACAGAAUUUUGGAGAACUUAAAAGAACAGUUGAGAUGGAAUAUUCAGACAUAAGUUCGGAUGUUCUACCAUUCAUUGUAAAAACAGGCUUUACAAGAUCUUAGUGGGCACUUACUUGCUCUUAAAGCAGCACUGUUGGAAGGGUGAUGUAACCUUAUUUGUAUUCUGUAACAAAGUUGCUUGUGUUGGCACAGAAUUUAACCCUGCUGGUAGCCCAGGCGAUACCUUCCUGGCUAAGCAGCAGUAGGCUGCAAAUUACAGGAGAAUAAAGCAGGUGACAAGGUUG